Linum tenue is the source of this 159-nucleotide messenger RNA. The record is from the annotation of a GenBank genome assembly. Lineage: Eukaryota; Viridiplantae; Streptophyta; Magnoliopsida; Malpighiales; Linaceae.
AUGGAGUACUAUGCAGAAAUAUUAAAAGGAACCUGGAACAGGUGGGAGAAGGUAGAUGGCGAUUUAUAUAUAGAGAAGCGAAUAAGGCGGCUCAUAUUAUGGCGCAUACAGAGUCUCGUUGGGAUGAGGGUAUUGUAUGGCUGGAUAAACCACCAAUGA